AACGUGAGCUGGAGCAGAGGAAGAAGAAGCAAUAUGGGAGAGCUGCGUGUCCGCUCCGUUCUGGUGACUGGGGCCAACCGAGGGAUCGGCCUGGGCUUUGUCCAGCACCUGCUGGCAUUGCCAAACCCACCUGAGUGGGUCUUUGCAACCUGCCGGGACCCCAAGGGACAGCGAGCACAGGAGCUGCAGAAAUUGGCCUCCAAGCACCCCAACCUGGUCAUCGUCCCGCUCGAAGUCACCGAUCCCACCAGCAUCAGGGCGGCCGCAGCCAGCGUCGGGGAGCGCCUCAAGGGCUCGGGGCUGAACCUCCUCAUCAACAACGCUGGAAUUGCAAGGGCAAACACAAUUGACAAUGAAACACUGAAGGAUAUGUCUGAGGUGUACACGACCAACACCAUUGCACCCCUGCUGCUGGGCCAGGCGUUCCUGCCCCUGCUGAAGAAGGCAGCCCAGGAGAACCCAGGCUCGGGGUUGAGCUGCAGCAAGGCAGCCAUCAUCAACAUUUCCAGCACUGCCGGAUCCAUUCAGGACCUCUACCUGUGGCAGUAUGGACAAGCGCUCUCAUACCGUUGCAGCAAGGCUGCCCUGAACAUGCUCACCAGGUGCCAGUCCAUGGGGUACCGGGAACACGGCAUCUUCUGUGUCGCUCUCCAUCCCGGAUGGGUCAAAACAGACAUGGGAGGCACAUUAGAAGAUAAGUCCCGCGUGACAGUGGAUGAGAGCGUAGGAGGGAUGCUGAAGGUGCUCUCCAACCUCUCCGAGAAGGACAGCGGGGCCUUCCUGAACUGGGAAGGGAAAGUUAUGGCCUGGUGAGCUGCUGGCCAAGCCUCGGAUUUUAGCAGUGAUCUCUUUGUUGCUACACGGAGUUGUGCCUGUGUCUUAACGAACCUGUGACUAUAAACAAUGAUUGCAGUACA
Molecule: messenger RNA, 917 nt
Organism: Gallus gallus (chicken)
Lineage: Eukaryota; Metazoa; Chordata; Aves; Galliformes; Phasianidae
Exons: 6
Coding region: 34-813 (259 amino acids)
Source: RefSeq, a predicted model, not a curated record